AUGAGGGAAGAAGCCUCUAAAAGAGGUCUGGGGUUUCAAUUUGACUGGACGUCACUCACCAUCCAGAAAGACGACCAACAAGCCGCCAAAGAAGACGACUACAGAAGACUAGUCGCCGCUAUUGCACCUACCAUCAGAAGGACCGCCGCUGGGGGAAAUCAGGACCAUCAUGGGAGGAUUCGUCGGCGGGGGCGUGAUCUCAUCCAGUCGGAAGGCGCAUACCAGGCAAGCAAGAUAUUGAGAGUGUAUUCGGCAGAAUAUCGCCCCGCCAAAUAUAGAAGAAGCAAACUGACCCCUGCCAUCUCCUUUGGAGAAGAAGACGAGGAGGGGGUCCUCUAUCUGCACUAUGACGCCCUAGUGGUGACUAUACUGGUCGCCAACUUCACCACUAGGAGGAUCCUUGUCGACAACGGCAGCUUUGCAUAUAUCCUCUUCUGGAAAGCCUUAACCCUAAUGGGGAUAGAUGCUAUCCGACUCCAACCAGCUCCUAUGCCGUUGAAGGGUUUCUCUAAGGACAUGGUCCAGCAGAUCGAAACCAUCACACUAUCUGUCUUGGCGGGUAGCGCCCCCUGUAUGGCUUCUGUCAUGGUCAACUUAUUGGUUUUAAAGGCUCCUUCAUCAUACAAUGUCAUUAUCGGCAAAUCUACCCUCAACAAUUUAAGGGUGGUGACGUCAACCUAUCACUUGAAGAUGAAGUUCCCGACCUCUCGGGGAGUGGGUGAAAUCUGA
This is a messenger RNA of Juglans microcarpa x Juglans regia, 729 nucleotides long. RefSeq lists its product as uncharacterized. Bases 1 to 729 code for a protein of 242 amino acids. The record is from RefSeq and is a predicted model, not a curated record. Lineage: Eukaryota; Viridiplantae; Streptophyta; Magnoliopsida; Fagales; Juglandaceae. The transcript is spliced from 2 exons.